This is a messenger RNA of Dromiciops gliroides (monito del monte), 2554 nucleotides long. Its product is annotated as ribosomal biogenesis protein LAS1L-like. The transcript has a single exon. The coding region runs from base 1030 to 1737 and encodes 235 amino acids. Gene Ontology annotation, biological process: maturation of 5.8S rRNA; maturation of LSU-rRNA. The record is from RefSeq and is a predicted model, not a curated record. Gene Ontology annotation, cellular component: Las1 complex; preribosome, large subunit precursor. NCBI's taxonomy places the organism in Eukaryota, Metazoa, Chordata, Mammalia, Microbiotheria, Microbiotheriidae. Gene Ontology annotation, molecular function: endonuclease activity.
AAGGCAGAGUGGGACCAGGUGAUGGUCUACCUCUUCUGCUCAGACACUAAGCUGCAGAAGUAUGCACUAGACCGAGUUACUGCCUGGAGGAGUCGCUGUGGCAAUAACUCCCUCUUGCGGUGGCCUGCACAGCUGACCUGGUGAGAUGCAAGGUUUUGGAUGAGAACAGCACUGUGGGCUCCCAAGAAUUGUCUUUCUUAUGGCAUGGCAUUGGUUUGAGGUUUGUGAAUCUUAUAACUGAGCCAAAACAAAAACUGUCCAAUGUUCCUUUGAGACGCCCUGGCAUGUGAAAUGCAUAUCCCAGAGUGGAUCAUAAACCUUCGUCAUGAUUUCACUCACAGGAAACUUCCCAGGCUGAGUGCUUGUAGAAGAGGUGUGACUUUGUCUUAGACUGGCUUCGGCGUGUCUACUGGUGUGCGCCAAUAGGAGUGACCUGUCUGAGCCCCUUGAAUUCAAAGAGGAUUUCCGGGAUGUAGAGGAGGGGGAGUAAUCAGGGAAUCCACUUUCUAAACGGGCCAGGAAAGAAAGAGAAAUAUAUGAAAGAAUCGGAAAGUGCUGUGGUCUCCUAUGAAGAAGAGCAAUUUAGGAGUGCUCAGAGACCUAAGCAGCUGCCUAAGGUUAUCAAGGCUUGGGGAACCGCAUCCAAGAGGUCGAAUGGAUGGUGUCAAAAAUGAAGAAGCUGACAGAUAACAACGGGCCAUUUGUGAUAAACAUCUUGCUAAGUGACGGGUUUCCUCAUUCCUACGCAGAGCAGCUAGAAGCUUUGCAGAUCCAACCAGCAAGAACCAUGAAUCUGGCCAACCUUGUAUUGCCCCGGUGCUUUUCUCACUUCUGGCAGCCCCUUUUGAAGGGCUUAGAAUCCCAGGAAUUCACCCAGGCUCUCCUGGAAAGGAUGUUCACGGUGCUUCCAGAAUUUGGGGACACAGGGAUCCGGCCAGCCUACCUCAUCAGUUGGAUCAGUGAACUGCUAGUGGUCUAUGGCCCCCGUGGGGAACACUUCACUUCUAGCCAGCGUGCCAUCCGGAAAACAUGGAAGAUUGUGUGCCACAACUUCACCUUGAAUUGGUCCCAGUGCUUGAUGUCUGCUUGGAUUGUGCCUGCUGGGCCACUCCCCCUAUCCUCCAACUGGUCCUCAAGACCAUGGAACCAGCCUUCCCCCUGGACACUCAAGAGAAGCUUAUGUGUCUCUGCACCAUCUACACCCAGGGUGGGAACCCUAACUCCAGACCAAGGUCCAGGGGAGACUCUUUGUCCUCAAGGAGGCCUGUCUACACUCUGGAAGAUCUGCAGUGGCAGGUGAAGCAGUCUAUGUUGAGGGAUCGGCAGAGAAGUAAUGAGGAUGAACCGGAGACUGAGAUGGAAGAUCUUUUUCCCAAGACAGAGGAAGAGGCUGAGGCUGAGCAGAAGCCAGAACCAAAGGCCCCACUGAAGGAGAGCCCUGAGGCUCUAGCAGAAAAGCAGGCUGGAUUGGAAGGCUCUGACUGGCAGCUUUGCACAGAUGACAUAGACUGGAGUAAAUAUCCCAUCGGCAGGGUUCCUGGCCAGACGGAUGACCCCAAUGAGCUCAUGCUGGACAACUACACUAUGAUAUCUGUUGUGGAUCAACCUAUAAUCCAGGAGAAUGACGAUUUUCCCUCUUCGUCAACACAUGAUUCCACGAACCAGGGAGCCAGGGAUGGCUUACUGUGGACCCAGAGUGAACUACAUCACAUUAAAACCAACAUUAAGUUCUUCUAACUUGAGACUGGGAAGGGCAAUCCCUUUUCCUUUAUGCAGAUGCUACCCCUUCCUUCCCCUUGGAAACCAAGGUCUGUCCUGUGGUUCCCAGCCCACCUCCACCCCCGCCCAGUGGACUUUGGUGUAGCAUCACAGAUGCAUCUAGUAUUCCUGAGCCUCUCCCACACUGUACCUAACCUGAGGUCUCCCUUUAGACCUCAGGCAACAGCCAACCCCCCACCAGUUUAUCCUAGUGACCCCUCGCCACCCCAGGGCAAGUAUUAUCCAGGCUCUGGUUGCUGGUACUGAACUAUAACAAGUGUCAGCCACUUGGAUAAAAAAUUUGACUUUUGCUCCAGAGGAAAAAAAAAAUGAAGCUCAAAGUCAUACAAGUGACAAUGACUGAAAAAAAAAUGAAACAAAUUUAAAUUAUCAUUUAAAACAAAUCACUCAAAAAAGAAUUUUCAAGCCCUCUGGAGCCACUGCUCUAUUGUCGACAAGCCUCCCCCCACCCAGCUCCCUUCCUCUUUCCAUCUUUUACUGCUUUCUAGUAAUCCUGGCUUUCUCCUGAAGACACCUCCACUGAUGGUAGCUCCUUUUCUAAUCUCAUCUCCACCCCCCAAAUAGUAAGCAUAGCCUUACUCCCUGGUACCCCUUUGACAAUCUCCGUGUCUUAUCACUAAGAAUCAAUCUCUUCUUUAAAAUUCAAUUGAUUUUUCUCCAUUUACUUUUUUUAAAAAAAUCUUUUUUUUAAUUGAAUUUUAUUUUCAGUUCUGAAUUCUCUACCUCCUCCAUCACCCUUUCCCCUUCAUUGAGAAGACAAGAAAAACAAAACCCA